Messenger RNA from Ilex paraguariensis (yerba mate), 3176 nucleotides. Lineage: Eukaryota; Viridiplantae; Streptophyta; Magnoliopsida; Aquifoliales; Aquifoliaceae. The record is from the annotation of a GenBank genome assembly.
UUAUGCCACCAUUGCAGACCUAUUUAUCUUUGCACUAUCCUUCUGAAAAUGGUAGAACAUCAACUAUUUUGUUACAUACUUGAAGAAAGAGAAAAACAUGGGAGGACCUGUUUUUUGGGUGAUUUUCAUAUACUCUUUCAUGGGUGUCCAUGGAGUUGAAGUUGGAGACUCUAGUCAUAUUCAAAAGAAACUUCAAUCUCCUUCAGAGGAACAACAGCCUUACAGGACUGCCUACCACUUCCAGCCUCCUAAAAACUGGAUGAAUGAUCCAAAUGGACCAAUGUACUACAAGGGAAUUUACCAUUUAUUCUAUCAAUACAAUCCAUAUGCUGCUGUAUGGGGUAACAUUUCAUGGGGUCAUUCAGUGUCAUAUGAUCUUAUCAAUUGGAUUCUUCUUGAAUAUGCUAUUAAUCCAACAGACCCUUAUGACAUCAAUGGGUGCUGGUCUGGUUCUGCCACAAUCCUCCCGGGGGAGAAACCUGUUAUUCUAUACACAGGAGAUGACUUUAAGAAACACCAAGUUCAAAACUUGGCAGUGCCCAAAAAUUUAUCAGAUCCACUCCUUAUUGAAUGGGUAAAAUCGGAUCAUAAUCCUUUGAUGACCCCAGUUGGCGAUAUUGAUCCAAAUUUUUUCAGAGACCCAACGACUGCUUGGCAGGGGCCAGACAGAAUUUGGCGUGUGGUCGUUGGAAGCCAGAUUGAUGGUCAUGGAAUGGCACUUCUAUAUCGAAGUAAGGAUUUCAUCAAUUGGACAAGGAGUCAAGAUCCUCUUCAUUUCUCGCUUAAAACAGGAAUGUGGGAGUGUCCUGAUUUCUAUCCUCUUGAUAUUAAAGGAGAAAAUGGACUUAACUCAUCGGUGCAAGGUAGAGCUACUAAGCAUGUGCUUAAGGCUAGCUUUAAUGACCAUGACUAUUACAUAAUAGGAGACUAUGAACCCCAAACAGACAGUUUUGAACCCCAAACUGACUUCAUGGAUAGUAGUUUCCAAUUGAGAUAUGAUUAUGGAAAUUUUUAUGCUUCCAAAACAUUUUAUGACAGCUCCAAAAAGAGGAGGAUAUUGUGGGGAUGGAUAUUAGAGGCUGAUAGUAAAACAGAUGACAUCAACAAAAAAUGGUCUGGACUUCAGUCCAUGCCAAGAAGAAUUUUGCUGGAUAAAAAUGGGAAGCAGUUAAUACAAUGGCCAAUCAAAGAAAUUGAAAAACAACGUGCAGAAAGAGUUAAUUACCAAAACAAAGAGCUUAAGGGUGGAUCUGUAUUCGAAAUUGAAGGUGUCAUGGCUGCACAGGCUGAUGUAGAAGUCUCAUUUGAUUUGCCAAAUUUUGAAGAGGCAGAGUUUAUGGAAUCUCAAUUUGUCGAUCCCCAAUUGCUUUGUAGCCAAAAGAAUGCAUCUACGAGAGGGGUUAUUGGGCCGUUUGGUUUGUUGGUUUUGGCUUCAAAGGACUUGACUGAACGAACUGCUAUCUUCUUCAAGAUAUUCAAAGGCCACGACAAGUAUGUUGCACUCUUGUGUAGUGAUCAAAGCAGGUUGGUAUUUAACUUGACCAAAUGCCAAUUACCAAGUCAUGUAUAUCAUGAUUCUUCUCUUUGAACUUUAGAAAAUUUUACACAGGUCUUCUUUCAGAGAAGAGAUUAACAAAACCACCUUUGGAGCUUUCAUUGAAAUAGACCCUCAUCGUGAGAAUAUUUCAUUGAGAACCUUGGUAUGUUACCCUCAAGCUUAUUACACUUGUGGUGUUAGAUCAAUACGCAGUGAUAUGACUUAUAAGAAGACUAGUCCUCUUAAUUUUCACAGAUAAAGAGUCGUCGUUGGAUUUUCAUCCCUCUUUUUUUCUUCUUGUGUGUUUUUAUAAUUAAUGACAGCUAUAGCCUAUGCUAUUGCAAUAGUGAAACUAAUCUGGGGUCAUUUUCUUGGUAGCAUAGACAUUUUUUUAUCGAUAUUCUCUGGAUUUGUUUAAAAACUUGCAAUGUUGUUGAAAGCUCCUUCCAUUUUUGCGUCAGCCUUGAAUUAAUUCACUCGUAUUGUAGACUAACCAACCCGUCUGUUUCAUUUUGCCAUUUCCUAUGGCUGGAUCUCCACUCAAGCAUGAGAUUUUCGAGUUGGAUUCUAUAGAAUUAUGCAGUAAUUGCUUUGAAAGUAACAAUGGAAAACAACCUUGUGUUUUCCAUUUGCUGCAAGUUGUUAUGAUCAAACUACAUUUCAUGUGGCUGAUGUAUAUAUCAUGUUACUAUCUGCGAGACGCUACAAGCCCUUGUGAAAAUGUAAUUGUAUCAUGUUACUUGAUUCUAGUCUUAGUUCCCCUGUGAAAAUCUUACUUGAUUCUGUUCAUUUCUACUGUUCUUCAUAUUAGUUUUUGACCAUUUUUAUAUCUUCACAAUUUUUCUUCCUGUUGAAGCACAAGAUGACUCACUAUUGAACCAAGAACUCGAAAAACUGAAUUAUGAUAAGCUUUUGAAUGUUGGUUUUUACCAACUACCUUAUAGAAAAACUUAAAGAGGCAUAUACAUCAAAGUUUGACAUGAAUCUGAAUGAAUGACAUGUAAAGAUCUUCUUUCUUGGUUCAUUAACAUCCUUUCUGUUUAUGUUCCUUUUGCAGAUAGACCAUUCUAUUGUUGAAAGUUUUGGUGAUGAAGGAAGGGCGUGCAUCACUGCAAGAGUUUAUCCAGAGUUGGCUAUUGGUGAAGAAGCCCACCUUUAUGCAUUUAACUAUGGCUCUCAAAGUGUGACUAUCACAAGUCUCAGCGCUUGGAGCAUGAAGGCAGCUCAAAUCGCUCCGAUUCAAAAAAGAAGACGACCUCCAGUGACUUGACAAUCGUAAUGAGUGAUGGAAUAAAAACUGAAACUAAUAAAGUUUGUUCAGAUUUUCAUCUGCUCAAGUGUGCGUGAGGAGGGGAGAGAGAGAGAGAGAGAGAGAGAGAGAGGUCAAUAGAUACUUUUUUGGGGGAGAGGGAGAGGGAGAGGGAGAGGAGUAACUAUUGGGUGUAAUGGUGAUACCAUUGUCACCAUUGUCAUGUCCUGCCACCAUCCUAUAAUAAACUUGUAAGUGGACAACGUGAAUAUUAACUAUAUAUCUCACUUGUUCUGUUUUCGCUUUCCGAUUAUGCCAAAUAACAUCAUGUAUGUUCACAAAAGGCUAUACAAACGAGGCGACAGUUAUGCUUUAGUCUAGAAGUUUUAG